Molecule: messenger RNA, 8116 nt
Organism: Onychostruthus taczanowskii (white-rumped snowfinch)
Lineage: Eukaryota; Metazoa; Chordata; Aves; Passeriformes; Passeridae
Gene: TBK1
Product: TANK binding kinase 1
Exons: 21
Coding region: 3495-5684 (729 amino acids)
Biological process (GO): peptidyl-serine phosphorylation
Cellular component (GO): cytoplasm
Molecular function (GO): protein serine/threonine kinase activity; ATP binding
Source: RefSeq, a predicted model, not a curated record
ACAGCAUUCUUUAAUCUUCUGGCUGUUAUAUCUGAGUAGAACCUGGCAAUUUUUCUGGUACUUAGGUAAUAAAUUAUAUUGCUCCCUUGCAUGUGGAAGAUGCUAGCAGAAAGAAUUGCAUUCACUGCAGAAUUUUAGUAGCAUCAAUGGUCUAUACAGUGAUUUUUAGUAGAAUGCUGCUACUUUUAUUUUUUUCAUUCUCUAACAUGACAGUUUUUUAUAAUUGUCUCAUAGGGGCAGGGGAAAGUUUGAGUCUUGCCAUGCAUGGGAUUUAUAAUACUUUCCUCAUGAACUAAUGUACAUAGUAAAAAGCUGACUUACUUCUAGUGUAAUCAGAUGAACAUUUUUUAGACUCUGUGAUGCCAUGUUCGUCAUUCACUUUAAUUGAAAAAUAGAUGGGAAGGUGGGUCAGAAGCAGCAUCCAGGAUUAGAGUGUGGUGAUAUUUUGAGCAUACCACCAUUUUCAUUUUUCACUGAGGGAGGAAAGUACCUUUACUACCUUCAAUAGGACAGUAUUACUUUUGUAAGAUUUUGUUCCUGAUUUAAAUGUGUUUAAUCAAAAGUUUCUUGUUACUUGAUUUGUUGUAUCACAGAAUGAGUGCUUGUUGUGCUUUUCAUAUUUCCUAGUUUCACAGUGUUUCCCUCCCUUUGCUGCCAUACCAAUGCUCCAUUUCAUCUUCUCCCAUAGCACUCGAAGCCUUCCCUCUCUGGCUUGGUGCAUUCCAGGUGUUGCCAUUCUCCUGCACCUCCCCAGCACGAAGGCUGCAGCCCUGACACUGCAGCUAUGGCUGAGGAUUUGCUGUCAGUCUUCUGUGUCUGUCUUGGCCUCCUCCCCCACAGUUAAGGAAGCUUUACCACACAGAGGGGACAGCUUUCAGUAGGCACAUUAUGAAGUAAACAAUAAAGCUUUUUGGGUUUGAGUCACUAUUAGUUUUCGUAUGUGAAUUAGGGUUUUGCCUUCUCGAGUAAGAGCAGUGCUGCUAAGAGGAUGAUUUAGACCCUCAGAGGAAAGUCUUUAAGCUGGCAUCUGCUAGAGAGACUCCUUUUCUUCCUCAAUCCCACCAUCCUUCACGACUGCUGUAGGUCCCUUUGUGCCAAAUCUGGAGCUCAUCUGUGCCCAUAAUCAGCUAUCCAGAAGCUGAAGCAGCAGAAACACUUCCCCCUCACAGUGUGUUGCCUGCUCUGGUGGUGGCAGGUGAGAAUGGAUAGAAAGCAGAGCACACCAGGUGUAGGAUAGAGCUGCGUGUGGCACCCAUUAUGGGGGUGUGCCUCUGUUAUAAACUUGUACCCUGCCCUCCCAUCCAUCACUGAAUGAGUAUCCUGUAGGAUGAGUAGUCUGGAUCUUCAGACAAUGUAAGUUGGUUCACUUUGAAGAAUUAAAAAAGGAUUGUUUCCUUUUGUAUGCUUUGACCAUUCAAUCAGCAUACUGUCCUAUCAGGGCUUAUGCAACAUGAGCUGUAAAGCAGCACUUGGGGGCUAAUUUUGUAUCUUUAGCCUAACAUGUAAUUACUGAUUCUGACUACAAGCAGGUUAUUUUCAAGAGUGUGAACUAGAUUCUUCAGGCAGUGUUUGGAUACUUUGAAUACAAUAUGAAAACUACUCAAGCACAUGGUAACUCUCGGGGAUGGUCUUGUGCAGAGCCAGAAGUUGUAACCCAAGGAUCCUUGGUAGGCCCCUUCCAACUCAGCACAUUCUAUGACUCUGUGAUAUUUCUUGUGGGAUAGAAGGGGAAUAAGAGAUAAAUGAGAGCACUCCAUGGAGAGACUGGUUUGACAAUCACAAUUUAUCCUUUUCCAGACAAACUAAAAAUUUCAUUUAAAUGCUGCACCAAACACAACCACCUGCAGCUUUCCUGAAUGACUUAACAAUGUUGUUGUCAAAAUGGUCCUGUAUCUAGACUGAAGGUGUUUAAAAUCAUCAUCAUGGUGGUAACUCCUCUAGUGUAUAAGGCAAAUUUCCUCUUGUAAGGAGUGUUUAAAUGAGAAACACAACUGCAAGUCAUAAUUAAAGAUGAGGCACCUUUUCUAGAGAGAUGGUACCUUUCAUUUACAAGCUGGUGUAAUGACUAAAGACUGAUAAGCUUUCAGGCCUAUGCAGCUACAGACUGCUGAAUUUGUGAACAUGAAUGAGAAUCCAAAUACAAGAGAGGUGAGGAAUACUAAAAGUUUUACUCAUAUGUUAAAAAGAAAUGGGAGCAAGUAAAGAAAAAAAAAAUCUAGAAUGAAACUGCAAUGGCAGUUUCUUUUUUUGUGUCUGUUUUCUCCUAUUCUUAAAUUGGGCAUGAUGUUUUGAAAGAUGCAAGGACAGAACACAAAUGUAAUAGGGAACUAUCCCCACUACAAUAUAUAGCAUUAUAAAGCAAAGUUCAGAUGCCAACAAAUGGGGAACAUUAAUUUAGCAUUUAUAUUAAGACCAUAAAUACAUCAAUGUAUCCAUUUCACUAUGGAGAACUUGGGAAAAACCUUAGUGCGUUGUAACCAAUUUUUCAGUUUCACUACGGAGAAGUUUGAAAAUACUUUAGUGCCCUGUAACAAGUGAAGCAGAGAAAGUCUGAACUUUUGAUAAAACUAAUGAAAGGUAAGACUGUAACAACAAAGAAAGCCUGGGAGCACGAGGCUGCUGUCAGCUCCUCAAGAGAACAGGCUUCCAAGAUUUGGGAAGAUGGCAACUCCAAAAAGGAAAUACAGAGCAUCAAAAGAGGGAUCGUCUCGGAAGGGAAAAAAAAAAAAUCUUUUCACAAUUUUCUCACUAUAAUUAUGAUCAGAUUACAUGACGCAUAAAUUAUAACAAUAUUUCAUUAUACAGGUCAUUUACUGGAACAGCAACAUUACCGAACAGACAAAAAAACACACAGCAAGGGAUAAAUCAGCCGAGAACUUUGGUUUAAAACAUACCAGUAACAACUGAGCGGCAGCAGGGAUGUGAAAACUGCCACGAUUUCGUGAGGUUUUAACGGGGUGAAAGAGAGAGAAAUUACACGGAGGGGAAGACAUUUCUGCCGGCUGUUCCCGGAGCCCGCCGUGGGGAGGCGGGGGUCCCACGCCUCCGGCUCAGCGCUCGGAGCGGGCAGAGGCAGCUCUGUCAGGGGAGCCGAGAAAGCCAAACCUCCGCCGGACCGAUUACGCAGCAAAAAAAUCACCAAGGCACUCUCCCCGGAAACGCUCCGAGCCCGUUGGGAACACCGCGCCAGCGAAAGCACCCGGAGUGACCACUUUUAUCCAACACCCCGCUCCCACUUUCCCAUGUUUCACAGAUAUCUUCCUGUCUCGCGGUCCACGGCCUCGAGGCCGGGCGGCCCAGCCUCGGCCCCAAGGCGCGGGGACCCCGCACAGGCCCCUCCGGGCGCGGAGGACGCGGCGGCCGCGUCGCCCGGGCGGUGCCUGGCCCGCUCCGCCUCCCCGCGCCGCGGCAGGAAGCCGGAAGCGGCCGGGGCGCUGGGCAGGCCGGCGGGAGGCGGCUGGUGAAAAAGAAAACUCUCUGAUCAAAGAGCAAAGAUGCAGAGCACUUCAAAUUACCUCUGGCUGUUGUCUGACAUUCUGGGGCAGGGAGCGACUGCAAAUGUUUUCCGGGGGCGACAGAAGAAAACUGGGGAUUUAUAUGCUGUCAAAGUAUUUAACAGUAUAAGUUUCCUUCGUCCUGUGGAUGUUCAGAUGCGAGAAUUUGAAGUAUUGAAGAAACUAAAUCAUAAGAACAUUGUCAAAUUGUUUGCCAUUGAGGAAGAGACAACUACUAGACACAAAGUACUAGUUAUGGAAUUUUGUCCCUGUGGGAGUUUGUACACAGUUUUAGAGGAGCCGUCUAAUGCCUUUGGUUUGCCAGAGUCUGAGUUCUUAAUUGUUUUGAGAGAUGUGGUGGCUGGGAUGAAUCAUCUCCGUGAGAAUGGAAUAGUGCACCGUGACAUCAAGCCAGGCAAUAUAAUGCGUGUUAUAGGUGAAGAUGGGCAGUCUGUUUACAAGCUUACAGAUUUUGGUGCAGCAAGAGAACUUGAAGAUGAUGAACAAUUUGUUUCUCUCUAUGGCACAGAAGAGUAUUUACAUCCUGAUAUGUAUGAGCGAGCAGUUUUGAGAAAAGAACAUCAGAAGAAGUACGGAGCAACAGUUGAUCUGUGGAGCAUAGGGGUGACCUUUUACCAUGCUGCAACAGGGAGUUUGCCUUUCCGACCUUUUGAAGGACCUCGGAGAAACAAGGAAGUGAUGUAUAAAAUAAUCACUGGAAAGCCUUCUGGUGCUAUUUCUGGAAUACAGAAAGCAGAAAAUGGACCUAUUGAGUGGAGUUGGGAGAUGCCCGUUUCUUGUAGCCUUUCAAAGGGUCUGCAAGUACUGCUCACACCUGUCCUUGCGAAUAUUCUUGAAGCAGACCAGGAAAAAUGCUGGGGAUUUGACCAGUUUUUUGCAGAGACGAGUGACGUACUGCACCGAAUAAUAAUCCACAUCUUUUCAUUUCAGCAGAUGACCUUGCACAAAGUUUAUAUUCACAACUAUAAUACAGCUGCUAUAUUUCAUGAGUUGGUCUACAAACAGACAAAAAUACCAUCUCAGAAUCAAGAACUGAUAUAUGAAGGUCGGCGCUUAGUACUAGAGCCUGGCAGAUUGGCACAGCACUUCCCCAGAACAACAGAGGAGAAUCCUAUCUUUGUAGUAAGCAGGGAGGCUGUGAACAUUGUUGGAUUAAUCUAUGAAGAAGUUUUACUUCCUAAAGUACAUCAACGUUACGAUUUGGAUGGGGAUGCCAGUAUGGCUAAAGCAGUGACAGGUAUUGUGUGUUAUGCCUGUAGAGUUGCCAGUUCUUUGCUACUUUACCAGGAGCUGAUGCGAAAAGGAAUUCGAUGGCUAAUUGAAAUAAUCAAGGAUGAUUACAAUGAAGUGGUUCAUAAAAAGGCACAGAUUGUCAUCAGGCUGGAUUUCUGCAACAGAAACAUUGAGAAGGCUGAGAAAAUAUAUGAAAAUUUGAUGCAGAUCAACUUGGAAGCAUCAGAAGUAGAUGAAAUUUCAGAGAUACACACAAAACUCCUGCGCCUCUCCAGCUCUCAGGGCACCAUAGAAACUAGUCUGCAAGAUAUCAAAGCCAAACUUUCUCCUGGUGGUUUACUGGCUGACACCUGGGCCAAUCAGGAAGGCAUGCAUCCAAAAGACAGAAAUCCAGAAAGGCUGCAGGCCCUGCUGUCUUCCAUCACAGACAUCUACUAUCAGUUCAAAAAAGACAAAGCAGAACGAAGGCUUCCUUAUAAUGAAGAACAAAUACACAAGUUUGACAAGCAGAAGCUGUAUUUGCAUGCUACAAAAGCCAUAGCUCUUUUCAAAGAUGAAUGUGUCAGCAAGUAUGAGACAUUUUUGGACAAAGCUGAGGACUGGACAAGGAAAAUGCUUCACACAAGGAAGCAAUUACUGGCUCUCACCAACCAGUGUUUUGGUAUUGAAGAAGAGGUGUCCAAAUACCAGGAUUAUAUAAAUGAGUUACAAGAUGCCCUCCCACAGAAAAUGUUUGCAGCUUCCAGUGGGAUGAAACAUACGAUGAACACAGUCUAUCCAAGCUCAAACACAUUAGUAGAAAUGACUCUUGGGAUGAAGAAACUAAAGGAGGAAAUGGAAGGUGUUGUUAAAGAGCUGGCUGAAAACAAUCACAUUUUAGAAAGAUUUGGUGCCUUGACUAUGGAUGGUGGCCUGCGGAACGUGGACUGUAUCUAGCUUCCAAAGGACCCGAAGAGGACUUGUAAAUUUUUUCAAAGGGAUAAAAAAUACUGUUGGGACAGUUGAAAGCAGAUAAUAAACCUGUAUCCAGGAUUUUUUUUUUCCUUCAGCAACUGUAAUAUUAAAGAAAAUGUAAAUAUGUAUGAUAUGUAAAUACAAAAGAAAUAUAUAUCUUUUCUUGGUCACUUUUAGGAUAGAAUAACUUCUGGCAGGGAAUUGAGCCCCUUGGAGGAUCUCUGAGGAGUCCUAAAGGGAAAAGUAUUGUUGAUGAAACUGACAUUUGUCUGCUUUGAAUAUUGCCCUUUUUUUUCAGAAUGCAAUUUAGUCUUCAUUGCAAGAGGACUUGCAGUACUCUAAAAGACUGUUGUAUAAAGGGUAUUUUGGAUUUCCUUCAACAACCACUGUUAUGUAGGAGUCUAGCUGGAUGACUUUGAUCAUCACAGAACAUGGUGAAUGUUUUAAAUGAGAUGUUUUUAAAUGAGUGUGAAUAGGGACUAAGAGUGCACAUAGGACAGAACAGAAAUGCAUUUCUCUUUCCUUCACAUUCAAAUUGUUAGUUCUCUUCUACUUGAGAAAGCAAAUUCACAAUAUUUUUUUAAGUUCUCUAAAUAUUUGGUGCCGUGUUGUCUGUAAUCAUUUGACUGCUUAGUAUAUGGAAGUUUUGCACUCCAGCUUGUCAGAAUGAAUGUAAAAAUUCAUUUUUUGGAGUACAGCAUUUUCAGACUUUCCCUGAAAUCUUGUUGCUCACCACAACAGUGGGUACUUAAAACAGCUUCUUCUUAAUCUUACUUGCAGGUAUAAUUUUUUAAAAAGGUUAGAAAUUUGGUAUGAGAAGAGUUUAUGGACAGUCAGUAGACUGGAUAGUAUCAUACCUCAGUAGUAACUGAAUAGUGGAAAAUAAGAUACCAGUCUAGAUUUGAAAAGGGACCACUCACACUGUUGCCUUACAACUUAGGUACCAAACUUUGAUGGAAAAUUUAAUAAGACUGUAUAUUUAUUUUCCAGCAUCAAUGGUUACUACUUUCAGUGCUACAUGAUUGGGAUGCAGAGAUGCAAAGUGAAACAUUCUGCUCCAAAAUACAUGGAGAAAGAGAAUAGGAAAACAAAAAAUUCUGGAAAUAUCCCUUUGUUUGGAUACUACAGAUGUAUGUACUUGUUUCAACUAUUACAGAACUCAUUCCUUCCUUGUGGAAACCUGGCCAUAGAUGUUCAGUGGUGUCCAAUAACAUUUCUCAUUGCUGCAUUACACCUGUAAGAGCUGGACCAACUAUAUUUAGAAUUUUCCAUAAUUACUGGUGGAACAUUUAGGUGUAAACUAAACAACAUCGACCAGUGAUAGCAUCUGGCAGUUUUGUGAUGCUUUUUCCCUGCUUAUCUGUCCAGGUCAGAACACAAAACAUUUUAAUUUCCUUUUUAGAAAGUAUUUGGAGAGAAACUUAGGAAAUUUAUAAAUGAGUGUUUCAUUUUAAAAGAAAAGGAAAUUCUCUUGCCUUGAUGUCCAAGACCUGCAUUCCAGUGUUCUUGGUGAGAAUCAAAAAAGGGAAUUCAAACAUUUUUACACUCAUGUGAGCAGCUUCUGUCUUUGUCACCCAAAAAAUCUAGCUAUGCAAAAGGAGUGCAACAGUUUGUCACACAUCUUUCUUUGGCAUUCUUAACAGUUUUAAAAUACUGGAAUGAUGUCUAACUGGAAUGUUUUAAUGCCUGCUUGUACAUUUUUUCAUUCACAUCCACAGUCUCACUGAGUAUCAGUAAAUGACAUGAAUAAAUGUUAAAAGAAUUGGGCUCUCUAGAUGUGCGUAAACUGUAUUUCAUUUCCAGCAUUAUAACACUUUGUUGUUUCAAAGUUCUUAAUCUUGAAAGAAAUCAAGUGCUAAGUGGAAUAUAUAAUUUUCAACUUCCUUAUACUGAAGCAGUCUGAAAAAGAAAGUUAAUUGUAGUAAAAGUAUAGUCUGUAUGUUGAGAUAUGUGCAGCAUUGUUUUACAUGUUUGAAAAUUUUUUGUUAUAUUUUAUGUUCAUUUUAAACAUUGCUGGCUUUAGUCUUGCUGAAUACAUCAGUAAUCUUAAUCAUGUUAAAAUUUCUUUUUUUAAAGCAAUUUUAACAAAACUGUAGCUAAGGAACUUGAAGUAAUCAGUUCAUAAGCUUCUGAUUACGUUAUUAUGAAGCAAAUAAUUUUUCAAGUCAAAGCAUAGUGUUGGUACCAUCAACUUUUUGCUCAAACUAAGUGUCCUGAUGCUAUGAAUCUUGCUAUCCGUUUGCCAAAAUAAGUAAUAGAAAGUAAUAUAUGGUUCUUCUUCCUGAAGCUGGUUUACUGGUUUGGGGGGUUUAGCUGAAUAUAUUAGUUAUCUGUUACUUGAACAAACCUGUCUUCAUAUGAAUUGUGAAAAUGCAUGAGUGAACAGCUUAAUGACAUAAAUACAUCAUCAACCA